Molecule: messenger RNA, 1332 nt
Organism: Mercenaria mercenaria
Lineage: Eukaryota; Metazoa; Mollusca; Bivalvia; Venerida; Veneridae
Product: sushi, von Willebrand factor type A, EGF and pentraxin domain-containing protein 1-like
Exons: 3
Coding region: 1-1332 (443 amino acids)
Source: RefSeq, a predicted model, not a curated record
AUGUCUCAAGUUCAGGGAGGACAACAUAUCAGUGACACUGGACAGUCUGGAGUAAUCAUGCAUGGCCCAUCGAGCUGCACUGCAAGAAUGCUGAUUCCCAGUUCUAAAGGUUGUCCAUUAUUAACUCCCUCACAUAGUUGCAGUUGGAAAAUAAUUGUUGGUGGACGAAGUAGAUUUGGCGAAUUCAACACUGUUGGAAGCAUAAUACAACUGUGGAAAGUCUCAUCAACUGCUAGUGUCUUUAUGUACUGCCAGUCAGAUGGCACAUAUAAUACACCAUCGGACUGUGUGACUGUUAGUAAAGUCGGAUGCGUCGCACCUUCGAAACCUUUGCAGACUUACUUGCACUUUAGUCCGGGUGAUCCCUGGUUUUCUGUUGGAAGGGCCGUGAGAUAUUUCUGUGAUAACCCUGGUUAUGAGUUGAAAGGAAAUACCACGAGAACUUGUAUAACAUCAAAUAUUUGGAGUGGCCAAUUACCGACUUGUAAGUUAAAAACUGAAGGCUGCCAAUAUCCUGGCAGUUUCGAUAAUGGAUAUUAUACAGAUUCAACCGAGCAAAUCUACAACUAUGGAGUAAAUCCUAUUAAUGAAGUUAUCGUAGCGUAUUGUCAUAAAACCUUUUCAUUACACAAUCAACCUGCAGAAAGUACAUGUCAGAGUGGUGGUGUAUGGAGUGGAGGAAAUCCGCAUUGUGUUUUAGUAACAUGUGGUCCUCUUAAUCCGCCUUCAAAUGCAUUUUACUUAUUUAUGAACGGGAGUCAAUAUUCAUAUGGAAAAUUGCCUUUCGGAACAAAUAUCUAUCUUAAAUGUGGAGAAAUGUUUCAUUCAGUUGGAAACAUCUACAGCCUGUGUCAGUCGGACGGAACAUGGUCAAAUCGUAAUCAUUCGUGCAUGCAUGUUACUUGCAAGGAACCAAACCUUGUAACCAAUGGUGGCUAUUUUACAAGUAAUAACAGUAGAUACACAGGCUGGAAUGUCAAUGUUAAUACACACAUUUACGGAUUUUGUGAAGUAGGAUACUUCUCGCCUCAUAACCUUUCACGCACGUGUACAGCUAAUGGAAGUUGGUCUGGUGUAGCGCCGAGUUGUUCUCGAAUCACAUGUAGACCACCAUCAGCGUAUAAUAAUGGCGGGUAUUAUUUGAAUUUCGGAAACUUUUCAAAGUUUUCAGUAUUUCAGUUAAAUGCCAGCAUUUUUGUAGAGUGCCAUACUGGUUUUACUAUCACAACAAGUGCGCACAGACAAUGUAUACUUAUUGACAACUCUGGAAAAUGGAGUGGAGAAGAUCCUGUUUGUUCUACGGUUACACGUAAGUUACCAAUUAAUAUGUGA